Molecule: messenger RNA, 4456 nt
Organism: Macroventuria anomochaeta
Lineage: Eukaryota; Fungi; Ascomycota; Dothideomycetes; Pleosporales; Didymellaceae
Exons: 4
Coding region: 24-4163 (1379 amino acids)
Source: RefSeq, a predicted model, not a curated record
CUGAUUAUUAUUCGGGUGUCAUCAUGGCACCCAUUUGUCGUGCGCGGCUGCUGUCCGAUCUUAGUGGACAGGCCGCUUGUGACAAGGAGGCAACAUCCUCCGACGGACGGUUGUGCGCGUUCCAUUCUCGUCAAUGUCAAGCUCUAUAUCGAGGAUACAAAAAACGUAAUGCAGAACUCGACAUACUGUCCAGCAAACCGCCAUCCUAUCUUGCAGGCAAGAAGGGCUCCGUAGCGUCCAAUGACUUCGCAGAUGCCGAUGAUGAAGCAACGCUCAAGAUAGUGUAUGACUAUCUAUUCAAAACCUAUCAACUACUAGACCGGGUCAUCCGAGCCCGCAAGUUGCAUCACAGCCAUUUCUUCGCCAUCGACAAUGACUAUGGCCAUCAGAAGUAUCUUGACAAGCUUCUCAACGACAAACAGACCAUGGCCAAGGCUCUCGAGAAGCUCGGAAAACGUGCCGCUACCGUCAUGUAUGAGCAAAAGCAGUGGUUCAACUGGGUCAAAGAGGCUCAAGCCAAGGAAGAGAAGGAGGGCGAGACCGAGUCCAAGAAGGUCAAGCUUGAGUCGUUGUUGUUUCAGCGCCACCAGAAGGAGCUUAAGCGCCAGCAACGCGAGAUGAAAACGAAGGAAGAUCAGAAGCAGCAAGAGCAGUAUCUAGACGAGACGUACGAGCAACGUCUCUCCGACAUGUCCGAAGAAGAGCAAGACGACUGGGACCCGAUCAAGGACGUCUAUGGUUAUGAGCGAGACAACUACAUUGAGCUCAUCAAGUACUUCCUUAUGCUGCAGGAUCAGGAGCUCGACGGUGCAACCGAGGAUGGGUCUGCUGAAGCCAAUAUUCCCCAGGUCAACGACGCUUCCGGAUCGGCUGCUCCUGCGAAGGCACUUUCUAAGAGCGCUAAGAAGCGAGCGAAGAAGGCCAAUGCGGAGACCAAGAAGCUGGCAGAUCCCACGUUGCAGACUGAGGAUGGUAGGGGGGCGAAUGUGAUCGAAAUGGAGACGAAGGAGCAGAUGCGAGAACGUCUUCGCAAGCCUGUCAGGUUCGAGCGUGCGACAGGUUGGUACGUGCAGGGUAUUGGCCCGAACGGCUACAACGCUCAGACGCCAGUCAUCCCAGAUGAUGAGAUCGAACAGCUCUUGGAUGAGGUUGCUGAGAUCAAGAACUUCCUCUUUUGUCGACUACUACUUACGCAAUCAACUCUACUCCCAGUCGCACUCAAGGCUGAGAGCAUCGAAGAGUUCACUGGAAAAGAAGAGGUCACGCGUGAGCAUCUCCGCGAUCUCUGCCUGAAGCUAGAGCGACCGGUGCUGCAAGAUGUCCGCGAUGCGUGCGCUGACUUUAUCCGUGAAAGAGAUGGAGUGGAGGACAUUGAGGAACCUACAGAAAAGAAAGAACCGGAUGAUUACGCCGACACUUACAAGACACCUGACAAAUACCGACUCAGGUUCAAGAAAGGCAAAGUUCCCGACAACUUCAAGACAAAGCGUGAGAGGUCUGCAAAGAAUGCUAGCAAGAAGCAAAAUGACCUGUAUCAGGAAGAGAAUGACGGCGUACUGGACUUUGGCAAGGUCACAGACGAGAGCCAGUACACUCGCAAACGAACCCGCAUCAAGAUCUGCGGGCGCAACAUGUAUAACUACCCCAGCGAGAAGGCUCUUACUCGCGGUGGUUGGUUCCACUUUUCGAUCAUCGCCAAAGACUCUGACCUCUUCGAUGCUGUGGAGCUUUGCCGCAACUGGAACGAGUUCUUUGAGCUGAACAUUCUCUGCUUGUAUCACUACUUUCCGGCUCCAAAGUGGACCAAGUUCAUUGGCGAUCUAGCGCGCCAACAGCUGCUCCAGCUAGGAUUUAUACCAUACUUCCAUGGAGACAAGGCAGAGAAAGUCACGAACUACUUCCAGACAGGAAGUCGCGGAAUGACUCGUCGAGCACAUCAGCAUACCGAGAUGAGGAACUUUGUCUGUGGUCAUAUCAAGCGUGACGAUCCCGUCAGCCGACGCUUCAUCCAGUAUCUUGCCAUGGAAUCUUGGGAACUACGUGCUCUGGUACGAGAUGCGAAGACUGGUCGCGUCCUCAUCUCGCCGCCUGAAGACGAGCUUUGGCUGCUUCGAGAAAAGAGCGGUUGGGGCAGGGCCAGCAGGAACGAGUACGAGGUCCUUGGAGAAGUUGGUCCCACUUUCUUCGAGGCGAUGGACAAGUCUCGGAAAUGGCAUUUUGGCUUUGAGGAGUUCUAUGAUGUUUACAUCUGGGACUCGAGUCCGGGCCGCUCCUUCUUCAUCUUGCAGAGGAAGAUUGAGGAGGUACUCACCCGUGCGAUGAGAGUGCGGGAGCUCAAAGACAUGUUCUCUACCGCUGGUCCGAUUCUCAAGACCUUGACCAAAGAUCCCGUCACAGAGCGUGUACGAAGCAUCAAGCCAGAUGAAAUGGUAGAAAGUAUCUGGGACGGCCUCGACAAGAACGCUCGAGCCUGGUCAUGGUCACCACAAGAUGGCUUUGGCAAAGAAGGUUUCGAAGACAGUUACAAGUACACCGAAGCCGAUGAGCUGGAAGACGCGAUCUUGUUCCCACUCGAGAACACCGGGCUGCUGCCUAACGACCUCUACUAUCACAUUCCCAGCGCCAUGGAGAUGUUCGAGACGAACCCAAUCGACAUUCGCAGGUUCGCCGCAGACCUAGAUACCGACGAUGAGGUCGAGUCUUCAGAUGGCACUGAUCUCGGCGAAGCUGAAGACGACGGCGAUUCCGACUGGGCCGAUGAGAGCGAGGCUGGCUCCGAGUAUGUCCUGGAAAGCGAGCUUCGACCUGGGGAAAGCGACGACGCUCACGAAGCGAACCAAAUUCUCAGCGAGCAGUUCAAAUCACUAACGCUGAGGGAGCCUGACUACUUCAUACCAAUUCUGCGCGAUCCAAACUCGAAGAGGGCCAAGAAGCUGCCAAAGUCAGUCAGGACCAAUUCUGAGGAGCUCAUGUGGGCCUGUCGGUUCGCCAUGCGGUGUCAGCAGGAAUAUGAUGACAGCCAUGGAGGCAUGGAGGCAGACUUCUACCGGCACAUUGAUCGUCAGAAGAGCAAGGUUUUCAAGCAGAGUUUCCAUCUCGGAGAUGCAGAGCCCUACGCUCUCGCACGCUACGUCGAGCAUAAGUAUAUGGUCGAUGCCAUGGACGACUUCAUCAUGUCUCGAUGCGUCAACCCCGAGCCCUUCGAGCUGUGCAAGACCAUGCACAUGGCCGACAUGUUCCGCGAGGAGCGCCGCGUCGUCGACGAUGCUUUUAGAGCUUACGCAGCCAUUGCGGUCUUCUUCGAGAGCGACGCGUUCCUCGCUUCUGAGCAUGGCGAACCGUGGAGAGACACGAAACUGCUCGAUCAGGAGGAACGAGCGAAGCAUGUCCCCGAUCGACGGACGCAUCAGAGCAACAAAUCGAUGCCGAAAGAGUUCUGGAAGGACUGGGAUGAGCUCCUGAAGAGAAAUGAGAGGACCUCUGAGGAUGUCGUCGAUGACAUCUACCCAAUGGAGUGGCGCAAGGCUCUGCGCCCCAUCAUUGUCAAGCUAUUCAAAGCAGGCGUCAUAUGCAGUUCCUACGGCGGCCAAGCAGCCGGCAUCGCAACCGCUAGAGCCGAACCCGGUCGCAACAUGGACAUGUACAUCGACUACCGGAUCGGCAUCCCCCUCGCAAAAAUAGUCUCGCAUCUGCGCGACCCGACACCACUGGACCGCGACUUCAUCAUCAAAACGGCCACGGAGUUCAAAGCCGAACAUGCGGGAGCCAAGUUCUCAGUGCUGAGGUUGUGGUCGAGUCCACACUUCUACCCGCUCAUGCUCGGCAUGGAUAAGCGGUCCAUGUGCUCGUUCCUCGACGACAGAGGACGGUGCUGGGAAUGGAAGUUCAUCCCCAAGGACAUGCCGUAUAGUGAGUGGAGUGUGCACCAGCAGCUGAGUCUGAGGCUGCAGCCGUAUGAGCAGGUCUGGGGUAAGCAGGUCUGGGUUGCGAAGGAUUUGGUGAUUGUUAUGGGGAGGGAUGAGAAGGAGCUAAGGAGGUUUAGUGAGGGGGUUACGUGGAUGGUGCAAACUAAGCCAUGGAGGCUGGAGGUGGAUUUUUGGAGGAGCUUUGUUAAUGUGGAUGUCAAGUUCCUGGAGGGAUUGGAUCCGAGGUGGUUGUCUUGAGCAGUGUCGAGGUGUGCGGGCUCAUGGGAGUUUGGAGUGAUGGUGUUGUUUGGAUACAAUGUACGCACAAAAUCAACCAGUCAUUACCAAACGUGCUGUUAUUGCCUGAUAACAGGACUCAAGGUGUCCUUAUCUCAAGCAAACUGCUCUUCCCUGCCAAGUUCCGCAAGCCAAUGUGCAAAUAGUGACGCAACUUUGCUUCAGCCUGAUAAAUGUCCUCAGAGGCUCUCGAUACACCACAGAACCUCUUUCACAUGGAAAUCGACUAGAGUUAUCAGAACAUCAACAUCACA